UUUAUUGAUUUGUUUCUAAUUUGUUUGAAGGUUUGAAGUUCAAAUCAAAGAUGUGAUUUUGUGAAGCAAAUAUCUAACAUAACAUAGGUUUUAAAACCAGAAUUCCCAAGAAUUCUAUAAUCAAUUAUACUCACCGGCUACACCAGCCCUCCAACGAAGUACUCCUGUAUUCAGACAUGGAAGAGUCCCAGGAAACACCCGACUAUGAUGGUGAAUUUGCAUUUGAAACAGAUCACUUAGCAAUAAGAGGAAACAAGGAUUACAGUGAAUUAUUGAAAUACAUUAUUCAAUUAGAAGCUCAGAAAAUAAAUGCUCUUCAUGACAUUGAAAACUUGUGCGAGACACAGAACAAAGCUUUAGAAGACCCAGUAGGGUUUGUUCAGGAUUUACAAUGUGGUAAAGUUAACUUUCCACCUCACCAGAAGAUAGAGGAUUUACCAGUGAUUGACUGGAGUUCAUACGGGAUUGACACUGAUAUCGAGAAUGACUAUAAACCAACUAAAGAGGAACUGGAAUCUGCCACAAAAGUUAGAGGACGAAUAUUCACAGAUAGCAAGCCAGAAACAUUCAACCAACUGUGGUCAUGCGAAGAGCAAAAACGGCUGGAAGAGUUGUUGGAAAUAUAUCCUGAAGAACUUGUAGAAGCAAAGAGAUAUAAAAAAAUAGCCAAUGCCCUCGGGACAAGAACACCUGUACAAGUAAUGAGCAGAAUACAAAAGUAUUUUGCAAAGUUAGCCAAAGCUGGCUUGCCUAUACCUGGACGAGCACCAAAGCGGGUAGGGAAGGACAAAACCAGGUCAUUUUUCUUCAAGAAAUCUACAUUCUUUCCCCAACUUCAUGUCCCAGUUAAAAUGGAGGACCCUUAUGACAGCAGUGAGACCCAGGAUGGAACAUCACUAAAUAUAAAAUCUGGAAACAAGUCCAUGUUAGAAUUGUUAAAAGCAGCUAAGGAGCAGAGGUUGUUGGAUGAGACGCUGCCAGUUUAUCAAACAAAGACUAUGUGUGUAGGUUGUCAAAAGACAGGCUUUCUUGGUGCAAGGUGGACAGAUAAUGCUGGGACAGACUUUUGUACUGACUGUAUUGUUAAACUUUUACCUGCUGAAAAACUGAUACCUAUUAGACAACCUGUUUAAAUUCAAUAAAUGCUUAUUACUUAAUAUU
This is a messenger RNA of Maniola jurtina (meadow brown), 1161 nucleotides long. It is a transcript of the gene Atac1, whose product is annotated as ZZ-type zinc finger-containing protein 3. The record is from RefSeq and is a predicted model, not a curated record. Lineage: Eukaryota; Metazoa; Arthropoda; Insecta; Lepidoptera; Nymphalidae. The coding region runs from base 177 to 1133 and encodes 318 amino acids. The transcript is spliced from 2 exons.